Trypanosoma conorhini is the source of this 1275-nucleotide messenger RNA. RefSeq names its product protein fam63a. Gene Ontology annotation, molecular function: K48-linked deubiquitinase activity; cysteine-type deubiquitinase activity; cysteine-type carboxypeptidase activity. The transcript has a single exon. Gene Ontology annotation, biological process: protein K48-linked deubiquitination. Lineage: Eukaryota; Euglenozoa; Kinetoplastea; Trypanosomatida; Trypanosomatidae. The record is from RefSeq and is a predicted model, not a curated record. The coding region runs from base 1 to 1275 and encodes 424 amino acids. Gene Ontology annotation, cellular component: cell periphery; cytosol.
AUGGAGUCUGAGUUUGUGUGUGACGACGGCGUCACUCGGAUGAUUGUUAUGACCGCCGAGGCGACCGCCCCAUUUGACGGCGUCUUCCUGAAGAGGCUGCGAACCCCAAAGGGGGAGGGAGUGGUCCUCGGUGUGAAUUCGGGCAACUUGUACGUUCUUCUUGACACCAACGCCGAGGCCUUGGUGGCAACGGCCUUCACAAAAAAGGACUUUGAGGAUGGCCUUUUAGAGGUGCUGCCGGAGCUUCCUGUUGUUGUAGACCCGCUUGAUUCGCAUCGGGUGAAAAAAGAUAUGUUCUGCGGCCGUGGUGUCAGCAUUGUGACGCAGGAUCAAAAUGGUCCGUGCCCUGUGGUGGCCGCGGCCAACGCGCUGGCGCUGUUGGGGCGCAUCAAUUUGUGCCCCGGUGAUUGCCGGCGAAUUGAAGCCAAGGAGCUUCGUCGCAGAAUUCUCGAGUAUAUCAUAGAAGGCAAUCCGGAUGUUCCACAAUUUGUCUCUCCCCUCACACGUGUGGUGAAUGGUGAGGAAGUUCAAACAAUUGCCGGCCUCGUUCAAGAGCGUCUCGCUGAGACCCGGGCGAAACUCGCGGAGGGUGUAGAAGGCGAGGAGUUUUUGCACCGUUUGUACCACGGUAUGAACAUAAGCCCUAUUUUUUCUGUGCUAGACGGCUUUGAUUCGGAGGAUGACGUGAUGCUCUUCGCUCUUGCAGGGCUACGUGUUGUGCAUGGGUGGCUGAUUUCGUCGGAGGGUCGCUACGCCGCCUUGCGUGAUAUGUCUUUUAAUGAAGUGAGUCUUCUGGCGACGCACAAAAACAGUGAAUUGUCGGGGGUUGCCAACGAGUUCCUAGAGCAGACACGCUCACAGCUAACAGACGAGGGAUUGGCGGUGCUUCGACGCGAGCUUGGCGAAGGGGAGGUUGCUGUUCUUUUUUGGAAUAACCACUUCUCCACCGCCGUGAAGCUCGGUGGGAGGUUACUGCUUCUGCUCUCCGAUGAGACGUACGCGGAUAGGUCGUCCAUCUUCUUUGAGGCCAUUGAAGACGUCCACGGCGCCGCCACUUUCACCGACGGCAACGGCGUUGAUGCCGAUGCCUUGCUUCUAGCCGUUCAAUCCUUGACUGGGAACGAGUUUACCGCAGAGGCUGUUUUGGCCGCGAGGACGGAGUUGAAGACUGCGGAUGGCAACGAAGCAAGCCCCGAGGAAGUCGUCUCGCAUCUGCGUGGCAAGAAGAAGUCUAAGGGAGACAGUCCGCCGGAGUGGGAGACCCUGGGUGCGUGA